AUAUGUCAGAUGAAUUUUUCCAAUCAAAAAUAGAUAAUUUAGAAAUGAAUAAAGUAAAAGAAAAUUAUACAAGUAGCAGAUUAUUUACAAGUAAAAUUCAUCAAUUUGGUGAAAAUCUACCUGAACCUAGAAAUGCAACAGAAGAAGAACAAGAAGCAUUUCGUAGUAAAUCGUAUGAUUUUAGCAUUCCUGAUAAUAUUAAUGAUUUUAACGGAUCAAAUAAGCAGAAUAGUAAUAAAUCAUCAAAAGUAAUCAAUUUUUUUAAAGAUGAUGGCGAAAAAUUACCUGAAGAAUUUAGAAAAUUGCAGAUAUAUUCGAAUGAUGAUGAAAAAGAAAUAGUUCAAAAACAAACAAAAAUUCAAAAUAUUAAUAUCGAUGAUGAUGAUGACGACACACAUAAUAAUCCAAGCCUUCAUUCAAAUGAACAAGAUGAACUGGAAAUUCCUGAUGACGGAUUUUAAAUUGAAAUCAAACUAACAACUAAAUAUUUUAUAUUU
Molecule: messenger RNA, 497 nt
Organism: Rhizophagus irregularis DAOM 181602=DAOM 197198
Lineage: Eukaryota; Fungi; Glomeromycota; Glomeromycetes; Glomerales; Glomeraceae
Source: RefSeq, a predicted model, not a curated record